This is a messenger RNA of Gadus morhua (Atlantic cod), 1568 nucleotides long. RefSeq lists its product as uncharacterized. Bases 90 to 893 code for a protein of 267 amino acids. NCBI's taxonomy places the organism in Eukaryota, Metazoa, Chordata, Actinopteri, Gadiformes, Gadidae. The record is from RefSeq and is a predicted model, not a curated record. The transcript is spliced from 5 exons.
UUGCAAUGACUUGUGGGACUCUUGUAGGCUGGGUUGUGUAUUCCUUUGAACAGACUCGAGUCCUCCACUGAGACCAUACUGAGGUCGAGAUGCUCAACAUAGGGGCUGUGCUGCUGUUACUAAUCGGGAUGACUGAUGGUUUGAAGACCUUCUGCAACGCCACAAAGUCCUCAAGAACCCCGUGCUUCGGCUCCCCGGGAGGAACCCUGGAGGUCCAGCUGGAUAUGACCUCAAGUGGGAUUCUUUAUGAAUUGAAGCGAAACAAUGUUCCGAUUUAUCUUUUCGACCACGAGAUAAUAAACACGAAUCUUCGAUUUUCAAUGAAUUACAGUACUAGAAUAUUAACUAUGAAGGACCUCCACAGCUCGGACAAUGGUUUAUACUCAAUGGGUGAUUUAGUUUGCCUUGGAUUUAAAACAGAUUAUUUUUAUUUAUCCAUUGAAGCCCCGGUCUCCUCUCCCCUCCUGUCCCGGGAGUGUCUGUCCCGGGGACAGCAGCGGGUGUCCUGCGCUGCAGAGGGGGACGGACCCCACUACAGCUGGAGUCUAGACGGACUCCCGCUGAACGCCACACGUCUCCUCUCUGGACCCAGUAACGCUAGUGACAUCACUCUGGAGCCGGGCCUGUCGGGGCUGAUCACCUGCUCGGUCCGCAACAACGUGAGCGCCGCGGCGGCUACAUUCACCCUGUCUUUGUGUGACGACCCCAUCCCUAUCAUCGCCCGUUUUCUGACGGUGGUGGGGCUGCUGCUAGUAGCAUUGGCAGUCUACUGGGCCCUGAAGAAAAAGAAAACUUCAAGACCUCAAGACAUCCCGCUGUCCUCCAUGGCAGGAGAUGAUGACGGACUGUACGUUAAUAUCUCGAGGGCGACCGGGGGAGCAGGGGGGGAUUGAGGAGGAGUACGGCCACUCCAGGCUCCAGGCCUCAGAGUGAGGAGGAGUACGGGACGGUCCAGGCUCCAGGCCUCAGAGUGAGGAGGAGUACGGGACGGUCCAGGCUCCAGGCCUCAGAGGGAGGAGGAGUACGGGACGGUCCAGGCUCCAGGCCUCAGAGUGAGGAGGAGUACGGGACGGUCCAGGCUCCAGGCCUCAGAGUGAGGAGGAGUACGGGACGGUCCAGGCUCCAGGCCUCAGAGUGAGGAGGAGUACGGGACGGUCCCGGCCGCUCUAGGCACGAUAAAAUCCUUAUCGACCCGACAGCGAUAUAUACGUUUCUCUUUCUUCUGUCAAAUGUACUUACUGUAAGUCGCUUUGGAUAAAUGCAUCUGAUAAAUGUUAAUGUGAUUGUUUCAAUUAAUCAAUUAAUUAAAAAUAUGUAUGUUUGCUUUUGCUUUCUGCUAGAUCUUAAAUACAUUGCACUUUCUACAAUGCAAUUUUAAUUCUGCCUGUUUUCUUUUCCUCAUCUUUUUUCUUUUUGAGUUUUAGAACAGUUUUAGGGAGAAAUAUGCAUUUCAUUUCCAUUAUCUUCGUUCAGUGAUUGAACAUGUUUAAUUUGUUGGUUAGUACGAAUGACCUUUCAGGUCUCCCCCCGAAAUGUGUUGCAAUACAAAGUUUUGUGUUGAAACCACG